GGACCGAACCUGUGUCCUGGUGCUGCAGAGGUAUUGCCAAUCUCGUUGCGCCACAGCGGGAACUUCAAACCCUCCCUUGACUGAGCCAGUGGGGAAGGCCUUGGAGCCCAGGGCCGCCCCCACCUCUGCCGCUCACGGUGCCUCCGCGGCCUCGCCCCCGCCCUUCCCUGGCGGCCUCUGCUGAGGGCCCUUUAGGCGUCAGGGGUCCCUGUCCCGGGGAAACAGGGCAUCUCCCGUCCUGGUGAAAGAUGAGCCCGAGGCACCCCCGACCCUGGCACUGGGGCCGGACCGAGGCCCGUCUGUCCAGCUCCCUCCAGCCUCCGCGGGGGAUGCUCUCUGUCCGCCCGGCCCAGCUGCUGCGCCAGCCUGGCACGCUCCAGGCAGGGCUGGCCCGAGGGCUUGGGCUUCCUCCUGCGCCUGUGACGACACACUCCAGCCUGCACUGUGCUCCUUGCUCGUCUCGUCGGCAGCCUGUGUGGGGCCCCGGAGCCGGCUUUUCAGUGUGUGAACACGGGGCGUGUGUCCCAGUGGCUGCGAGCGAGCGAGGGGGCGGUGAGCCGGCCGCGCAGGUCCUGCGGCCUCAGGCCUCCUCGUUGCCCAACAGGCGGCGGGGGGCGGGCCCCGGCCGCAGAUUAAAGGCCGCCUGGAGCGGCCCGUGCAGAGACAGGUGCCCAGCAGCCCAGGAAGCCGGCCCGCGCCCGCCCCAGCAGGAGGCUUCGCCGUCCCUGUGAGAACGUCAACCAUGGCCGAGGCGCCUCGGGCUGAGACCUUCGUCUUUCUGGACCUGGAAGCCACUGGGCUCCCCAGCGUAGACCCCGAGAUCGCCGAGAUCUCCCUGUUUGCCGUCCACCGCUCCUCGCUGGAGAACCCGGAGCGGGAUGAGUCCGGCGCCCCCGUGCUGCCCCGGGUCCUGGACAAGCUCACGCUCUGCAUGAGCCCGGAGCACCCCUUCACCGCCAAGGCCAGUGAGAUCACCGGCCUGAGCAGCGAGGGCCUGGCCAGGUGCCGGAAGGCCGGCUUCGACGGCGCGGUGGUGCGGACGCUGCAGGCCUUCCUGAGCCGCCAGGAGGGCCCCGUGUGCCUCGUGGCCCACAACGGCUUCGACUACGACUUCCCCUUGCUGCGCACGGAGCUCUGGCGCCUGGGCGCCCGCCUGCCCCAGGACACUGUCUGCCUGGACACGCUGCCGGCGCUGCGGAGCCUGGAUCGUGCCCACAGCCACGGCACCCGGGCCCAGGGUCGCAAGGGUUACAGCCUGGGCAGCCUCUUCCGCCGCUACUUCCAGGCAGAGCCCAGCGCAGCGCACUCGGCCGAGGGCGACGUGCACACCCUGCUCCUGGUCUUCCUGCACCGCGCCGCUGAGCUGCUCACCUGGGCCGACGAGCAGGCCCUCAGCUGGGCCCAGGUUGAGCCCAUGUACGUGCCGCACGAUGGCCCGGGCCUCGAGGCCUGAGCCAGGGGCCCGGUGACGCUGCCACCCAGGGCAAUGAGGCCUGCUCCCUGCAGCACAGGCACCUCGUGUCCCGCAGCUGGCACCGGACCAGUGCCUCGCUCCCGAGCGUUCUCUCAGCUGGGCAGCCGGGCCCCGUGCACCUGCUGGGCUUUCCCCAGGCUGCAGCCGGACUGGCCUCGCAGCCCUGGAGCCUCCCCACCGCCCAAGCUCUGGUGGAGUUUGCCGCACCCACGCCUCCCCCAUCUUUCAAUAAACAUCGGCGACAACUGC
Messenger RNA from Phacochoerus africanus (Common warthog), 1723 nucleotides. It is a transcript of the gene TREX2, whose product is annotated as three prime repair exonuclease 2. Lineage: Eukaryota; Metazoa; Chordata; Mammalia; Artiodactyla; Suidae. The record is from RefSeq and is a predicted model, not a curated record. Bases 743 to 1453 code for a protein of 236 amino acids. Gene Ontology annotation, cellular component: cytoplasm. Gene Ontology annotation, molecular function: 3'-5'-DNA exonuclease activity; nucleic acid binding. Gene Ontology annotation, biological process: DNA catabolic process. The transcript is spliced from 2 exons.